Molecule: messenger RNA, 1377 nt
Organism: Phaeoacremonium minimum UCRPA7
Lineage: Eukaryota; Fungi; Ascomycota; Sordariomycetes; Togniniales; Togniniaceae
Product: putative phenylalanyl-trna synthetase protein
Exons: 1
Coding region: 1-1377 (458 amino acids)
Biological process (GO): phenylalanyl-tRNA aminoacylation
Cellular component (GO): cytoplasm; mitochondrion
Molecular function (GO): phenylalanine-tRNA ligase activity; tRNA binding; ATP binding
Source: RefSeq, a predicted model, not a curated record
AUGAUCUCUAUAGCAUCGGGGAAACCUAGCUCCGCCACUUCGCCAAAGCACCCGGAGAAGGUCGAGAUCGAAGGCAACUCCUACAAGCCAGACGAGUGGUUCAAUGUGCCGUCCAAUGUCAUUGCCGCCGCAUCGCGCAAGCUUCACCUACAGAAAGACCACCCGGUCUCCAUAACGAGGCAGAUCCUGGAGUCUGUGUUUCCGCAGCCGACUUUCAAAUCUUACAACGACUUUCACCCAGUUGUCUCAACCCACGAGAAUUUCGAUUCCCUGGGCUUUCCUCCCGAUCACCCAGGCAGGGCUAAGUCUGAUACAUACUAUAUCAACAAGGACACUCUACUACGAACGCAUACCAGUGCUCAUGAGGCACAGAUAUUCAGUGCAAACGAGAGCGACGGCUACCUGAUUGCCGCAGAUGUAUACAGACGAGAUGAGGUUGAUCGCAGCCACUACCCUGUCUUUCACCAGAUGGAAGGAGCUAGAAAAUGGGAUCGCACCAAGGUUCCAAAUGGCGACAUUGCAGCUGCUGUCUGGGCAGACCUGGAAAAGUUGCCUAAGCAUGACAUCAAAGUCGAGGACCCGAAUCCGCCGCAUCAUGCGGAGAGAAAUCCCGUGCAGGCGCAGCACCACUCCCCCGAGGAGGCGGAGGCGAUAGGAGCUCAUCUCAAGAGGUCCUUAGAGCUUAUGGUGGUCGAAAUUUUCACCCGUGCAAAGGCUGCCGCCAUGAAGGCAGAUCCGAAUUUCGUGGAUGAGCCUCUCAAGGUGAGAUGGGUUGAGGCUUACUUUCCGUUCACGAGUCCUUCCUGGGAGCUGGAGGUCUACUAUGCUGGAGACUGGCUUGAAGUGCUUGGUUGCGGAGUCACCCAACAAAGCAUGUAUAUCAAUGCUGCUCAGCCUUCGCAACUAGGGUGGGCUUUCGGCAUCGGUCUCGAUCGCAUCGCCAUGCUUCUGUUUCAAAUACCGGAUAUCCGUCUGUUCUGGUCGACAGAUCAGAGGUUCUUGAAGCAGUUCACAGGUGUUUCAGACAAUCUUGACCUCCUUCAGCGUUUUGUGCCCUUCUCAAAGUACCCGGCCUGUCCCAAGGAUGUGUCAUUCUGGCUACGAUCUUCCUCUGCUGCCGGAGGUAACACCAAACCGAACAUUCACGACUUCCACGAGAACGAUGUCAUGGAGGUCAUACGAAAUAUAGCCGGCGACAUCGUCGAGGAUGUGAAGCUAGUGGAUGAAUUUACCCAUCCCAAGACGGGCAGGAAGAGCUUGUGCUAUCGGAUCAACUAUCGAAGUCUGGAGCGGACAUUGACAAAUGUCGAGGUAAAUCAGCUUCACCACAACGUCACUGAAGCUCUUGUCGAGCGCCUAGGGGUUGAGAUCAGGUAA